UGCAAGGAUGCUGCUCCUGAGCUUCGCCGAAAAGCCCGGACAUUUAUUAUGAACAAGACAGGUGACAAUGGUGGUCAAGUUAUCUCACCAGCUGCUUCGUCUAGUUCUGGUGGUGUGAUCAAGAAGCGGAAGAAGAUUUCGACAUUGGAUGGAUAUGUAGACUACCCACUUAGUGACGAGCAAGCCAAACUUGCAAAUAUAAAACUGCUUCGGUUCAUAAUUCACGCCAACAUCCCAUUUCGUGUAGGAGAUGACGAAUAUUUUCGCGAGUUUAUCGACGUAAUUCGGCCAUCAUACAAAGUUCCAUCCCGAUAUGUAUUA
Molecule: messenger RNA, 321 nt
Organism: Suillus bovinus
Lineage: Eukaryota; Fungi; Basidiomycota; Agaricomycetes; Boletales; Suillaceae
Exons: 2
Source: RefSeq, a predicted model, not a curated record